AUGGAUGAGAAAAGUGCGGAACGGGAGAUCCUUCAAUCCGGCACCAACGGACUCAACGGCAGGAUGUCCUCGGAAGUCACCAGAGCUGUCAAAGGCAACGAUUUCGAGGCCGAUGAUGAGCGGCCACUCGUGGAUAUCAAGAUCCGCGACCUGCUCGUCAAGGUUCAACCGCCACGGCAACCCUUUUGGAGGGCGAAGGUCUCCAAGGAUGUUGAAGCACAGAAGGCGCCUAAAGUGAUUCUGGACAAUGUCUCGCUGGACCUACCCGGUGCAUCUUUGACUGCCAUCAUGGGCUCGUCCGGGUCAGGCAAGACCUCGCUCCUGAACGCGGCUUCGAAGCGUGUGAAAGGCAAGGUCCUGAAGCAGACUGGAAAUAUUGCUUGCCAAAAGAAUGCCGCCGCACUCGCCACCUCUAAUACCUCUCUGGACGCCGGCGUUUCCUAUGUCAUGCAGCAGGAUGCUUUACAGGCAUCCCUAACCGUUCGAGAAACUUUGCAGUACGCAGCCGACCUCCGUCUAGCACCAAAAAUGUCCCGAGCAGAGCGCCGCGCCAAAGUGGAAGACGUUAUCGUCGAUCUAGGUCUGGCUGACUGCGCCGACACAAAAAUCGGAAACAAUGCACAGAGAGGCUGUAGUGGCGGAGAAAAACGCCGAACGAGCAUUGGGAUUCAGUUGUUGGCUGACCAACCAGUGCUCUUUGCAGACGAGCCUACAACCGGACUUGAUUCGACCUCAGCCAUGGGCGUUGUGCGAUGUCUCAAGAGACUGGCGGACAAGGGCCAGACCGUGGUGAUGACCGUUCAUCAGCCUCGCUCGGAGAUAUGGGGCAUCAUCGACAAUAUCGUUCUCCUAGCGCGAGGAGCGGUUGUGUACUCUGGCCCUCGCACAUCCUGCGUCCAGUACUUCGAAAGGCAAGGUCACCAGCUCCCAUCUUUCGUUAACCCGUUCGACUUCAUCAUCGACGUUGCUUCAAUCGAUGUGCGCUCCGAAGAGGCAGAGCGGGGCUCGACAGCUAGGGUUGCCGCACUCCAUGAUGCUUGGAGAGAUACGUCAGCAAAAACGCUGCAGCCGCUCUCGGAGCACACUGGCUCCCUGACGCCGUUUGACGCUAAUGCUGAGAGUACCGGAAAAGCAAUCAUCUACUGGAGCCAACGCAUGUACGUACACACUCAUCGUAACUGGGUGACGACGGUCCGAGAUCGACUUGGCUUGCUCGCUGCUAUCGUCGAAGCUGUAGGAAUGGGAGUGGCAUCCGGAUGGAUCUACUACGGUCUGGGUUCGGACCUUACUGGCAUACGCUCCCGACAAGGUGCCUUCUUCGCCUGUGUCAGCUUGCAGCCGUAUCUCAUCAUGUUGUUCGAAACCUAUCGCCUGACCAUCGAUAUCACAGUCUUCGAUCGCGAACUAGCUGAAGGUGUCACCUCGGCAUUCACUUUCAUUACAAGCAGACGGCUGGCGCGACUUUUACUCGAAGAUGUUCCGGUUCCCUUCAUCUUCAGCACGAUCUUCUAUUUUAUGGCAGGAUUCCGGACCGAUGCAGCCCAAUAUUUUACCUUCUUUGGACUAACGCUGUUAUUACACCUGCUGUCUGUCAUGGUCGCGAUGUUCUGUGUCGCAGCGAAUCGACAUUUCAUGAUUGCUUCGAUCAUCGCCAACGCUAUGUUCACAAUCCAGUCCUUUGGCUCUGGCUUCGUCGUUAAUACUAGAAACCUUGCAGUCUGGCUGAGGUGGCUCAAAUGGAUCACAUAUUCUUAUUAUGGCUAUGCUGCGUUCUCUGCCAAUGAAUUUGCCGGCCAUUUCUACGACUGCCCUUUUCCCGGUGGAGAGGAGGAUCCUCAAUGUGCUGAGUAUACUGGCGACUACAUCCUAAAAGCGUUGAAUCUGCCAAAUGACUGGCUUGCGGUACCGACAGCGGCGCUAAUCGGCUUUCUUGCCCUCAUGUUCGUCGUGGACGGGCUUAUUCUUCAUUUCAUGACACACGACAUCAAGCCAGUCCGAGUCAAUGUGGAAGACUCGAGUCUGGGUGAGGUCGGUGCCAUUGAGUACACGCCAAAUGCGGUCCGGCCAAUCACUGUUGAUUUGGAUGCUUUCGAACUGUCAGUCACAUCAAAGCAUCUCUUUCAGAAAGAAGUCACCAAGACAAUUUUACACCCGACGACUACAACCUUUCAAGCCGGGGUACUCAAUGUCAUCAUGGGGCCUUCGGGCAGCGGCAAAUCUUCACUCUUGAACGCCAUCGCGAACCGUUUGCGAACUUCGACUACAACGAAUUAUGCGAGGAAUGGACGUGUACUCCUGAACCGCGCACUUCCAUCCAGUGAGGUUUUAAAAUCUGUCAUUUGCUAUGUUCCGCAAGACGAUGUGGGACUCCUCCCGGCUCUUACGGUGCGUGAAACGCUACGCUACGCCGCUAGGCUGCGCCUCCCAGCGUGGAUGCCUCACGGUGAGAAGAUCCGAAGGGCAGAGGAUGUGCUCCUGAAGCUCGGGUUGAAGGACUGUGCUGACACACUGGUCGGUAAUGAGAUGAUGAAGGGUAUCUCCGGUGGUGAAAAGCGACGGGUAACGAUUGCUCUGCAGAUUCUCACUGAACCGCGGAUUCUGCUCCUCGACGAGCCUACUUCUGGCCUAGACGCUUUCACGGCAGCGUCCAUUAUCGCAGUAUUGAAAGGAUUGGCCAGCGAAGGACGCACAGUCAUCUUCACCAUCCACCAGCCACGAUCAGACCUUUACAAACAGUUCGGUACCAUGCUGCUGCUGGCCAAAGGGGGCCAUGUCGUUUACUCUGGACAAGCAUCUGACAUGGUCUCCUACUUCCAUGAUCUCGGUUACAAGUGCCCAGAGAACGCGAAUCCAGCUGACUUCACUUUGGACCUGGUUUCUACGAAUUGGGAUGAGAGAAGCUCCGUCUCGAACGAGAAGCUGAAGACGCUCGUCGACAAGUGGACAACAUUGCAAGAGCAGCAUGUGGCACCCGAUCGGGAAAUCGAAAAUCCAGCCGCCCUGGGAUCUCUGGCGCGGAAGAAGACGCCCUUCCGCAUUGCUUUUCCGAUCCUCGUAGUUCGAGCCUUUACGAACGUCAGACGGCAGCCGAACAUCCUCUGGGGCCGCAUCAGCCAAUUCACCGCCUUUGGUGUCAUCAUGGCCUGUUUCUAUUCGCCUAUUCCCAACGAUUACUACUCUGUCCAGACACGAGCUGGCUUUGCCAAUCAAUUUGGUUCUAUUUUUUUCAUGGGAAUGCUGAAUUCGAUCGCCACCUAUCCACCAGAACGAGACAUCUUCUACCACGAAGACGAUGACGGUAUCUACCCGCUCGAAGCAUUUUUCUUCCAAUUCACCGCCUUUGAGACGCCAAUGGAGAUCACUGGGUGCUUGCUCUUCUCAAUCCUGGCUGUCUUUCCCACGGGGCUGCAUCGAACGGCUGAACUGGUUUUCUUGUCAGCUUAUUGUGGCUUUGCUGUAGCAAGCUGUGGAGAAAGCAUUGGCAUCAUGUUCUUCUCCUUGUUCUCACAUCUAGGACUGGCCAUCAAUCUGAGCACGCUUGUUAUGGCCCUGAGUGUGCCAUUGGGAGGUGUUCUGGCAGUCAAUGUAACUGGUUUCUUACAGUGGAUCAAUCACGUUAAUCCAGUCAAAUGGCAAGUCAACGCCAUGGCUAGUGAGCAGCUGCGGGGAGUUACAUUCACCUGUGAGGAGUCACAACGUCUAUCCAAUGGCGCCUGCCCGAUUGAGACCGGGGAGCAAGUGCUGGCGUUAUAUAAGUUGGACCAAUUCUCUACUGGCGAGGCUGCUGGCUAUCUGGCAAUCAUUGUGGUGGCAAUUAGGGUUCUUGCAUAUGCCGUGUUGAAACUGAGGAGGACAAACUUUCGACGAAAGUAG
Molecule: messenger RNA, 3873 nt
Organism: Cyphellophora europaea CBS 101466
Lineage: Eukaryota; Fungi; Ascomycota; Eurotiomycetes; Chaetothyriales; Cyphellophoraceae
Exons: 3
Coding region: 1-3873 (1290 amino acids)
Cellular component (GO): membrane
Molecular function (GO): ATP hydrolysis activity; ABC-type transporter activity; ATP binding
Source: RefSeq, a predicted model, not a curated record